GCGGCGGGCGGCGGGGUCGGUUCGCCUUUUCCGCUGCCGGCUGAGAGCUGCCCCCGCGGGAGCAAACGCGGCCCUGGGGGGCUGUGGCGGAGACGGCCCGGCGCCCCUCGCUCGGGGGAAAGAGCUCGUGUGGCGGGGAGCAUCUCCCGGUUCCGCUGGGCUCCCUCACGGCUGGGUGAGCGGCCGGACCGGCUGCCGAGGGGGCCCUGUCGGGUAGUACAGCAAUAGGAAUGACGGUGAACCCACCCCUGUGUUUUAGAGGAAAGAAGAUCCUGGCUCCAAUGGUGCGAGUGGGAACGUUGCCAAUGCGCCUUCUUGCCCUGGACUAUGGUGCUGAUAUCGUGUACUGUGAGGAGCUGAUUGACAUAAAGAUGCUGCAGUGUAAGAGGGUUAUAAAUGAAGUACUUGAAACGGUGGACUUUAUUGCACCUAAUGAAAGAGUUGUUUUCAGAACUUGUGAAAGGGAGAGGCAACGUGUCGUCUUUCAAAUGGGUUCAGCAGAUGCUGAGAGAGCCCUGGCAGUAGCUAAGCUUGUAGAGAGUGAUGUGGCUGGUAUUGAUAUCAACAUGGGAUGCCCAAAAGAAUACUCUACUAAGGCAAGUAUGGGAGCAGCACUGCUAUCUGAUCCUGACAAAAUAGAGUCUAUAUUGACUGCCCUUGUUAAAGGAGUUUGUAAACCGGUAACCUGCAAAAUCCGCAUUUUGCCCUCAGUUGAAGAUACUGUGAAUCUGGUGAAGAGAAUAGAAAAAACUGGUAUUGCUGCCAUUGCAGUCCAUGGAAGAAAUAAGGAGGAGAGGCCUCAGCACCCUGUCCACUGUGAUGUGAUCAAGGCCAUAUGUGAAGCCAUCUCCAUUCCAGUAAUAGCAAAUGGAGGAUCUCAUGACUUCAUCAAAGAAUAUAUGGACAUAGAGACCUUCCAGAAAGCAACAGCUGCCUCAUCAGUAAUGAUAGCUCGUGCUGCCAUGUGGAACCCAUCUAUCUUCAGAAAAGAGGGGUUUUUCCCCUUGAAGGAUGUCAUGCAAGAUUACCUUAAAUAUGCAGUGAGAUACGAUAAUCACUAUACCAACACAAAAUACUGUUUGUGUCAGAUGCUAAGAGAACAGUUGGAAACUGCUCAGGGUAAGAAGCUACAUGCUGCACAGUCCACACAGGAGAUCUGUGAAGUCUUUGAAAUGGGUGACUUCUAUGAAGAAACAAGAGCUAUUUUUGAAGCAAAGAAAAUGUCUUUAGAAACUGAGACACAAGAUGAAGAUGACCAAGUAGAUGAUCCAGAUGUAAUAAAAAUGGCUGUUAGAUUUGACAAGCGAGAAUAUCCACCACAGAUUACUCCAAAAAUGUAUCUUCUGGAAUGGUGUAGGAAAGAAAAGCAUCCUCAGCCUGUUUAUGAAACUGUUCAAAGACCAUUGGAUAGAUUAUUCUGUUCAGUAGUGACAGUAGCUGAGCGAAAAUACCGAUCAACUCUAUGGGACAAGUCCAAGAAACUAGCAGAACAGGCUGCAGCUAUUGUCUGUCUGAGAACAUUGGGUGUUCCAGAGGGAAAGCUGUGUGAGGGAGAAAAUCACCUGAUUAACAAACGCAAGAGGGAAGACCAGGAGCGCUUGAAUAACAAAGACCAGGGAGAAGAUCUUGCUGAACCUUCCCAUAAAAAAGCUAAUUUUAUUGAAGAAACUUCUGACAGGAAUGUGCCCAAGAUGCCACGAUAGCAUGGAAAUUAGAGGUUUCAUGCUUAUGCAGCUACAAAUUAUCUCCUAUUUGUAUAUCUUGUUGUUCACAUUUCAUUUGGAUUCUCUCAGAGACAGAUGAAUUCCCCAGGUAUGAAAAAUGCCAAUGGGAUGUUUACUGUUCACCACUCACUAUGUCCGUAUGGUGCCUUUCAGACAGGAUAAAUUAGGAACUUGAUUUUAAAGAACAUGGAGAAGAUUAUCCCUGUUAAUAAAUUUUUUUCAAAUAUCAGGUAUUUUCAAAGCAAUUUUGUCAUUGGUUUUAUUACUUGUUUUUAAGAAAUCUAUGGUGUGCUGGUAAGUGAUGUAUUAAUAUUAAUAUAUCAUCUAUAAGCAAUGGAUUCCUUAUGCAACUAUGUAGUUAGAAAAAUUAAUGUAGGAAAAUUAUGAGUUUUAUGCAUGCCUUGCAAGCUUUGUUUACGCCCAUCAGGUAUCAAGAAAAAGUUUUUGCAGAGAGAAGGACUUAACAAUUGUAACACUAAGCAUUAAAAUAACAUUCUUCUUUCAUAGUUUCAACUACAUUUUUCUCUUCAGAAACAUGACAAUAGAAUUAACCAUCCUUUCCUGGUCUUAGGUAUUACAAUUAUGUCUUUCCAGUGGGGAAUUGAAGCCAGUCUGGUAGCCAUGAAUUUGUUGAAUGAAGGCACUUUCAGAUGUUUUAUUCUUUUGAACUUGAACGUCCUCGUAAAUGUCUGCAAGUAUAUUACUUGCAAUAAUGGGAAUCCAAAUAUGGCCUUUUAUGUUCCUGAAAUGUGACCUUGUUUGUCUCAGUAUUUAGCUGUUGGUGAUGCUGGUGGUCUCAGUCAAAGAUACAAGUUCUGUUCUUCAUUUUCCAUCAUCACAACUUCCUAUUAAAGUAAACUAUAAGUACAUGCCAUAUGCCAAGAGAGGAUACAGACCCAGUCUGAUUCACAGCAAUCCAGCUGAUCUUGUCUAAUUUUAAUUAGAGUUCUGAAUCCCCAAAAGAAUGCCGAAAGAAUUCAGGGAUUUAAUUUACUAACGGUUUAUUUAAACAGUGGUUUAAUUUCCCUUAACAGCUGAGGGAUUGUGAGAUUAUCAGUUCUGUUCUGAAAACAAAAUGACAGGAAUAUAUCAUGCCAUGAUCUCUAAAGUACUUUGUAUAAAAAUGUACAAAAUAUAAUUCAUUUGGAUGUUGUUCAGAAAUACUCUUCCUAUAUAAAAUUUUGAAUCUUUUCCUCAAGUGAUAGUGCUGACACUAAACCAUUCUUUGAAAAAGGAAGAAUGGUAUCUCACCAGUUCAGAGCUGUGAAAUUAAAAAUUGUGUAUUCAGAGAUAAAAUGUCUGCUGUUCACAUCAGAGUAUUGUAUAGUAAAUAUAUGCAGUCUAAGAAGAAAGCUUUUCAUGUUCAUUUUGGACAUUGCAGUAAGUGCAGUUAAAUACACUUUACAUUUGAUAUAGCUUAAGUGCUACUCCAAAGCAGCAAAAGAAUUUGCAGUAUUAAUCAGAAAUUUCAGAAGUAGCAAUUUUUCUAUUGUGAGUUCUAUCUGAGUGUCUUGUUUUUGUCGGAACUGUUUGGGGCCAUCAAAAUAGAGAAAAAGUAGUUGUUAGGUCCUGUUAGCAGUGUGACUUGCAAGGUCUAAUCUAAUAGAAUCACAGAAUGUUUGGGUGUAGAAAGGACCUCUGAAGAUCAUCUGGUCCAAACCCCAUGCUCAAAGAAGAGUGAACUGGAGCAAGUUUCCCUGCACUGUGUCUAACUGGGUUUCACGCAUUUUCCAGGACUGAGAUUCCACAACCUCUCUUGGCAACCUGUUCUGGUGUUUGAGCACCCUUAUGAUAAACAAAAGUGGGGAUUCUUUUUCUUCUUCUGGAUAGAAUAUCCUUUAUUUCAGUUUGUGCCCACUGCCUCUUGUCCUGUCACUUAGAAGAAUCUGGCUUUGUCUCUUGUCAUCAUUGGCUGUCUAAAAUGCAAAUUGAAUCUUUGGAUAUUAUAGGUGAUGGUGUCUAAAUACAGUGUAGACUUGUAUGGCAGCAAUUACUAUGGAUUGGUGGAAGUUAAAAUGGACUGGGAGCUAACGCCCUCAUAACAGUACUUGUACUUUUUUUUUUUCUCCUCAUAUUUUGUCACAUGAUGCAAAUACUCAUCCUCCUGCCUCCUUAGUGAGGUACAGCCUACGUAGACUUUUUGUAUUGUUUCCUUCCAGCAAGUGACUUAAUGCAGUUCAGAGCACAGGAUUAUGGCGAGAGCCAGGUGUUCCAGUGGUGCUUGAGAAUGUGGAAAUCUUUGGUUUGUUUGAACAGCUGAGCAGAUUUCUGCAGCAUGCUGUCAAAAAUUCACAUGAAACUGUAGUUGAAGUUUGAUACCUAAACAAAGGUUGUAUGAGUACCCAGCAUGUAGGUGCUUUACCGGCAAACCGUGGUUUGGUUGAUGGAGAGAGCUGGAUAACACUGGCUACGUAGUUCACUAUGAGCUGAAACAAAUGCUGUGUUAACACAAGUCUGCAAAGUGUAUAUAUUGUAUUUAUAUUAAAUCAAAUGGGUGCUAAAAUCUGAGAGGAUGUUUCUGUUUUCUAAUAAGUGCAUGUUUUCAAAUCCUUCCUGAAAUUAUUACGUGGUUGCCAAUGUGUAGCUCACUGCACUGGUUGUACACAUUAAUGGAGUUGUCUGUGCUGUAGUUAUGGAUAGGACAAACAGAGCCUGUAAAAGUGAGAGUGAGGAGUCACUCUGUUGGGAUGAGCUUUCAGUGCUAAAUAUAAAAGGACUGUAAAUUCUGGCAAGUGGCUAGAAAGCAUAACAUGCUUGACACUCUUUAUGGAUCUCAAAAAGAACCAAAGAAAAGUUGCAAUUGUAUAUAUGUCUAUGUGCAUGUCAGAAUGUUGUGAUUUAACUACAUACUUUCAUUCCUCUUAAAUCUGUUACAACUAAUGUGUGAUGAUUUAUCCUACUUCGAUAAUUCAAUUCACCCUAACCAGAUAGAAUAAUUGUAUUUAUCAUGUAUGUUCCCUUUUCAGCACUGAUUUUAAAGUAAUUACUUCAGUGACCAGUGCUUUUCUUCUAGAAAUUGUUCUAUUCACAUUACUUUUAAAGAGCAAACCACACUGGUGACACUGUAUUAGUUUCUCCCGUGCUUCUGUUCUCUGCUGUACUUACCAUAAACAGAAGGUGGCAGGUUUUUUUUUUCUUCCCAAAAAUAUGCUGACUUCUGCAGUAUUUAGUGAUCCAGCCAUUGCACUUCUGCAUUCUUGCAUAGGGUGGCAAUUGAGACCACAGUUGGGUUGGAGGAUAUUUAGCCUCACUUUUCAGAAUUUUUUUCUCAGUUUUAAUGUGGUGUGAAUAUGGUACUUGGUCAAUACUGAUCAGAGCUGUGCUCUAUUUUAAGUAUUUGCUUAGUGAAAAUGUUUCACUAUUAGCCGUAUGGAACUCAGUGACGCAACUGGUUUCUUCUUUCCCAGCCCUACUGUCAGUGAACAAAAAAGCAGUUUUAUUUUUUACUUGAUAUUGAUGCUGCAGAAAGUAUUUGUAAUGAUACCUGCCAAAGUAUGGUCUGUGGUUGUUGACAGAACUGUAGGUUGUCCUCCUUUAGCCUACAUGUACUCUGAUUACUAGAAACCUGAAUGGGAACGCAGAGAUAUUUUUACUAGCCUUUAGCAUGGAUGCACUCACUGUGGGGCUACCUCCAGGGCCUUGCUGGUUGGAAUGCUUUUUGGAAUGUCCUGGGCUCUGAGCCUAACCCUGCCCUGGAAUGUGAGGUUAAAUGUUGGCGGUUCAAAUACAGAGUUUGAAUAUCAAAAUCCUAGAGUUCCCCAGUACUGCAGUUUCAGAAACUGGCAAGUGAACCACAUGUCAGCUCAGCUGCUCGCUGAUUCAAAGGAUGAGCAUGCCUUGGGCUGCUGGGGAAGGAGGGGGAGGUAGGACGUUGUUUGGUUUGGUUUGGUUUUUACUUGCCCGUUAUGACCCGCAGAAAACAUUCUUUUCGAACAUGUCAACUGGCAAGAUUGCAAGAGGUCCCAGACAGGUGUUAGCUAGAAAAACAUCUUAAUUCACAAAAGCAUUUUAUUCCUACUUCUUUAAUCAAACCUAGGAGCUCAGCAUAAUGGGAACUGUUGCUUUAUUAAACAGGAAUCUGCUUAUAUUUGGACUCUGAGUCAAGAUGUGAUGUCAGUGAGAUGGCCUGGAAGGCUUAAGUUCCAUCUGUACCACAGUGCAGGAGGCCAAUGUUUGAGGCUUUUAUUCAGAGUUGCUGAUGACAAAGCUGAUGAAAAACAUUAAAAGCUAAACAUGAAAAGUAAGUCUUUGGUGAGGAGGGAGUGCCUUGUGUAUUGUUAAACAACAGUUGCCUGGGUCAGUUAAGGAGAAGAAUUGCUGAGCUCCAGAGGGAGUCUAGUUCAGUCAUCCGUGCUCAAAGGAGCACUAACCUCAGUGGCUUUUAUGAGAGAGGCUUAAAAAUAUACAUCACUUGUGGUGUUCACUUAGCUCCCACUUGAAACUGGUGCAGGAGUUAAUGUGAAUCUGCUGUUAAAUAUCUAUUAGUUAAAUAAAUAAAUAAAUACUUCUCCCUUGCCCUGGCAUGAUGGAAGAGUCUCUGUUUUUCAUUUUUAGAAAAUUAUUGUCUGAGAGAGAUCCUCUUGUGAGACUUUACAGAGUAAAGAGAGAGUUUACAGAGUUUAGAGAGUAGUACAAUUCUGACACUUUACUAAUUUUAACUUAUUUUUCCUUAAUAAGCUCCAUACAUUUUUUAAUGCUUAUGUCAUUGUGGAAAAUGAAAUUAAUAUAAUCUAUGUAUAAGAGUGAACAUGGAUUUUUUAAUUAGUAUUCUAUUGCAUAGAGCUGACAGAACUGGAUUUGAAUACAGAUCUUCAACUUUUUAGCUAUUUUAAAACUAUAUAAACAUGCUACCUUUCCUAGUCCUGUUUUCCGUUGCUUUGCAAACUUAUCUAUGCAGUGUUAGGCUGCUGCAUGUGCCAUGCAUGCCCGUGUACUUGCCACUGUCUGUGCACAGGUGUCAGCAAGGAUUGUUAGCAGUUGGUCAGAGAGCUUUAUGUCAGACUUCUUAAACAGAAACUGAUAAAGUGGUUUCCCUCAUUGUGGUCUGAGAAAAGUGAGAGUUACAAAGAUAUUAAAAUAAAAGCUAGUACAUUUUUACCUUUUUUAAUUUCCAGUGUUGGAAAAGAUUAUCUUUUUGAGGUAAAAAAAAAAAAAUCAGGCUCUAAUCAUAUUUCGUUGGGAAGCUUCUUGGUGACUUACAUGGUUUGAUUCAGUGUAUGCUUAUUUACUUAGAAAAUUAGCUACUGCAUUUUUCUUUAAGUUUCUCUGGUAGCAAAAACUUUGUUGUUGUUGUAGUUUACUGUUUUAUUAGCUCUCUGAAUCAUUAUAAAAUUUAAGGUGAAUUUCCUGGCCAUCUGCAUAUCUGUUCUAGUUACAUACUCAUAUAGAAAUCUCAGGCAACAAAAAAUUUAAUAGCUGAAAUCAUUGUCAUUGUUUUCUUCUGUGCCGAAAUAGAGCCAAAUCCUGAACAUCAGGCAGAACAUAAGUAAACAUGUCUAAGAAGUGGUACCUAUAUGAACCACAAAACCCAUGAGAUCUGAAGAUCACUAUGAGACAGUUUCACGCAAGCAGAACUGUGCAUUUAUUUCCCCUGUAUGGCAUACAAAAGGGGUUUUUGUAAGGAUUUGGGGUUUUUUCAGAAGUUAAUUGAACAUUCGGUGUUCAGAUCCUUAGAUGGGAAUGAAUGGAAGAUUGAGUGUUCACAAGGGCAUCAGAAUGAUAUGAUUUCAGAGAGGUGGAAUAUUGAGACUGCAGGAUUAAGCCAGUAAAUCACUGUACAGUUAGUUACAGAUGCCUACCUAUCAUAUAAGUGGCAUGGUAAUUCUAGUUUACUGUGUCACCCUGUGACAUUCUCUUAUUACAACUAAUAGCAGCUUUCAUAUUUUCUUCUGCUUGAACAUGGAAAACAGUUGUAGUUCUUAAAAAGUUUAUAGCCUCUAGGCUACAGAAAUAUUGCAUUGUGAAUACUGAAUUAAUAGUGAUUUAAUAAAUUACCUUCUCUCCCAUUAAGUUUUAUCAGCAUGGCAAAUGUUGCAGUGUAGGCUGUAAAAUCAGUUUGCUCACUAGUAUGGGUGAUGUGCAAGACUAGGCAGCAUGAGUUGAGAAUGUGCAUGUCCUAUAAUGACAGCAAUGCUGGGUUAAGGGAUAAAUAGAGAGGAAAAAAAAAAGAAAACUAGUCACUAAUGUCUUCCUGUACAGUAGUACUGGCACAGCACUUUACAUGUAGAUUCAGCAUUUACCCAUUUUCAUGUUCAUAUUCAGUAUUGUAACUCUUGGGAGUCUGUAGGAGGAUUCUCAAUUCUUUGUUAGAGACAAAAUAUGUAACACAGCAUUUAUUUAAAAUGAUGCCUUAUGCCACAGAAGCAAACACAGCUCAAAGUAUGACAGGGGAUAGAGUUUCCAUUUAAUUUUAUAGAGAAACGCACUGAAGACAAACAGAUUUGAUCCACCUCCACUUUGUUAUUUUCUUCAUACUUCCUAAUUAAAAAAAAAAAAAAAGGUAAUUUAGAUGAAGAGGAGAUUUUUCAGAAAGGGUUGAUGUAUUGUCAUGAAAGGAAGAGCUAACCUCAUCCUGUUAGAAAACCUCACAUCUUCACCUGUCACUGCCUCGUUCCCAUUGUGUACUAUUUUCCUCUCAGCCCAGCCUGUGAAUUCACUGGAUCACCUGUUCGGAGAGAACAUUUCACCCACACAGUUCACUCUUCUCACUUCCCCUGUACUUUAGAACCCCACAUGCACACUGCCAUUGUACUGACAUGGAUCCUAAACUCACAGAAAACAACUAACUCUAUUUCUUCUUGCAUUGCUCUAGCAGUCUGCACUCACAAUAAUACCUAUGCAGAUAGUAAGGAUGUUUUAAAUAAAGUACAAUGAGCUGCUGGGUACAUUCCAGUUCUUAGCAUGAAACAUCCUGUUGACAACCUCAGCACAAACAUCAGUGGCAGAAAAAGAAGAGGGCAAUUAAAAUACUUUUUAGUCCUUUCAAGUACAGUAUCUCCAGAUCAAGACUUGGGGUCAGUGAUAAGGGCAUCUGUGGAGUUCGUACCGUUACUGUUUGUGAUGUAGCUGAUCUCGUAAAAUUUUCAUUCUUUGACGUUUCUAUGCAAAUUAUCACAGAAAUUAGUGUGAUGAGAAGAUCCCAACCAAUACAUGCAAUUAUCUGUUAUGCUUCCUUGUGAUUGAAGAAAUGGAACUGGGAAAUGUCUGGCAUAUUUCUAUCCAGUAUACUUCCCAUUUAUUGACUGCUUGGUAUUUUGCAGACAAGUUGAUAAGCUUUGCAUAACUAUUAAAUUUAUUCUGUUAAUUUGUAUAGAUUAUUUAAUGAACAAUCUACAGUAUUGAGCUCUGGCAACAACUUGAAAUACACCCCCAGUGCAUGGUGAACUGCUGUAGUUUAACAUAAAACUAGCAUCAAGAGGAUCUUCCUUGAUAAGUGAGGAAGUGGCAUGAUCUGUCAUUAGUUUCCUUCUAACGAGAAACAGGUAUCUUCAACCACAUCUUUAGACUCCCACGCCACUGUGGAGAUCAAGAUGUUAAGCUUGGUUUAUUUUAAAGGUCAUCCCAUGAGAUCUCACACACAAUUUCGAAGCUAUAAACAAAACAUAACUCCGCAAAAGGAAAAUGCAGAUUAUCAAAAGUGAGUGAAACUUAACACAGUGUCUAAAAAUAGAUUCUGGCAUUACAUUUCUGACUAACAUCAGCAGUUAUGCACAGGUUUGGGGGUUUUUGGUUGAUCCGGAUGAAAUUCAGGUCUGUGUGGAAUAUAAUUUUAUUAUCUGUAUUGUAGCAAAAUCCAAAAUAGGCGAAGUGUUGAGAUUGUAUGGAGCAUCUGCUAUGAAGAAUUUACCAUCUAAGAGAACAAAGCUGAACAGUAGAACAGGAUAUAACCAUACAAAGGGUGAAAGGCAGGGAGGAGCACAAAGCUGACUGACCCAUUUUUCACAAGAAUGGAGGAGAACUGGAGUACAUAUUUUUAUGCUUUUUGUGCUCUCUGUGAGAGAUAAGGAUGGAUGUGGUAAAGAAGGAGGAAGCUCAAAGUGGAUUCGUGUUAUAAUCAAGACAUGAGAGAAAGAAAAACUAUGCAAAGCAGCUUAAAGAAUGUGUUGUGGAUGAACUGGUGAGACGAAAGUUAAAAUAGUCGGGGAUCUGGAAUUGGUGUUACAUAAAGGGAUAUAAAUGUCAGAGUAAAUGAUUUACUAUCUCCAUGAGUGCUUUUAUUGGUGAUUUAGAUAUGGUUCUGAGAUCCUGGAUGAUGUCCUGAAUUCAGAUCUGCCCACUACAAAUAUGGGAAGUAGCAAUAUACUUUCUUAGAUGUGAUUGUUGACAGGAGAUUGUUUAAAAUGAAGAUCAGCAUUGUUUCAAGUUUUCACUAGUUGACUAUGAAGCUUUAGACUGAAUUACUUAUAAAGGAUGAAAUGCUGAAUGAAUUAGAUGGAUUAAAGUAACAUACUUCGGAUCUAAGUCUCACAAACCUAAAAGCUAUUUAGUCAAGGAAUUUUGUCUCAAGCUCUUUUCUGUUUGAAAUUUUUAAUUUGUGUGCCUAAGAAGGAGCUGAUAUCCAGUACUUCAUGGUGACUUCCUGAAAUUUUUCAUCAAAUGUAUUAUAUUUAAUUGAGAUGGGAUGUGAACUGAAGAAUGCUGAAAAGGGGUAUUGAAUGACCAUCAGUUAAGGAAGUUGCUGCCUGUCCUUGAGUCUCAUCGGUGUAUUGGAAUGACACUGUGUUCAAACUAUGUUGUCAAUAUAUUCUUGGCACUAAUUAUUCUUGAAACAAAUAACACACAUUUCUCAGAGACAUGCAAAGCUACUGAAUAAACUACUGUAGCAUUGAA
This is a messenger RNA of Pseudopipra pipra, 10553 nucleotides long. It is a transcript of the gene DUS2, whose product is annotated as dihydrouridine synthase 2. Gene Ontology annotation, cellular component: cytoplasm. Gene Ontology annotation, molecular function: flavin adenine dinucleotide binding; tRNA dihydrouridine synthase activity; tRNA binding. The transcript has 16 exons. The coding region runs from base 231 to 1703 and encodes 490 amino acids. Lineage: Eukaryota; Metazoa; Chordata; Aves; Passeriformes; Pipridae. The record is from RefSeq and is a predicted model, not a curated record. Gene Ontology annotation, biological process: tRNA dihydrouridine synthesis.